UUUCUUUUUGAGUUUUUCUUCACAUCAUGCACAUAAACUCCACAAGAUACUGUGCGUGUACUUUACAAGGAUGAAAUCUUAUUCAUACAAGGCAUUACUUUCAAAAAAUGGAACUCAUUUAUUGACAGACUGCUUUUGCUGCUAAGGGUAUCCAGAGAAGAUGUCUAAUAUAUUUAGGAAGUUAUUGGGAAACAGUGGGGCGCCUGAUGGGGGAAAAGGGGGCCCCAUUAAGGGGAACACACCAUCAGGAAUGCAGCUAAUGGGAGCUCAACUGCAAAGAAAGUUUGCCAAAGGAGUCCAGUACAAUAUGAAAAUAGUGAUCCGAGGAGACAGGACUGUGGGCAAGUCAUGUCUGUUUUAUCGUUUACAAGGACAGAAAUUUCAUGAAGAAUACAUCCCCACUGACGAAAUUCAGGUUUGCUGCAUUCAGUGGAAUUACAAGACGACAGAUGAUGUGGUCAAAGUGGAAGUAUGGGACGUUGUAGAUAAAGGAAAGAAACGGAAGAAAAUGGAUGGACUUAAACUCAGUAAUGAAGAGGAAUCUGAUGAGCCUAGCUUAGAUGCUGAAUUCAUAGAUGUGUAUAAAGGAACCCAUGGAGUUAUCCUUAUGUAUGACAUAACAAAACAAUGGACCUUUAAUUAUGUGGAGAAGGAAAUGGAGAAAAUCCCGGUUCACAUUCCUGUCCUAGUGCUGGGAAACCAUCGAGAUAUGGGGCAUCAUCGCACAGUGCUGGAAGAUAAGGCCCGCUAUUUCUGUAUGCAUUAUGAAAG
Messenger RNA from Saccostrea cuccullata (small rock oyster), 771 nucleotides. Its product is annotated as rab-like protein 6. Gene Ontology annotation, cellular component: nucleus; cytosol. Gene Ontology annotation, molecular function: GTPase activity; GTP binding. The record is from RefSeq and is a predicted model, not a curated record. Lineage: Eukaryota; Metazoa; Mollusca; Bivalvia; Ostreida; Ostreidae. The transcript has 6 exons. The annotation marks the transcript as partial.